Cinara cedri is the source of this 11483-nucleotide messenger RNA. The record is from the annotation of a GenBank genome assembly. Lineage: Eukaryota; Metazoa; Arthropoda; Insecta; Hemiptera; Aphididae.
CUGCAUAAAGAAGAGCUUUCAUUUAUUAAUCGGUAAGUCAUUUUUUUUUUUUUUUUUUUUAUAGAAAUAUUCAUGAAAGAUCGUUAGCAUCCGUGGGGUCAUCGAUUUAUUAUUGGUGAAGCACUGUUUGACAAAUUUUAAUUUGUGAUGGAAUUGAGUUUCUAAUAUUUAAAGUCAGCACAUGUACCAAAAUUAAUAUAAUUUGAAUUCAUUCAAAAUUCACAUCAAAUACGAUAUGGAAGAUUAUCCACUCUAAUAUUCCAUAGAGACAAAACUUCUGUAUUAUAAAAUACUACAUCAAUAUAUGUAUAUAAAUAAAAUAAAUAAUAAUUAAAUUAACAAAUCUAGUUUUCUCUUUUUUUCCUACUAGUUUGUCUAAAACUUCUUCUGCUGUAAUUGGAGUAUUUCUAUAAACUGCCAUAAAUGUUGGGCUAUUUAGCCAUUCCUGUAACAAAUACAUUUUUAAUUUAUCAAUAAAAUGUAUUUCAACUAUUACAAAUUAUAUUUUACUUUUCAUUGUAUUUCUUGUGUAAGUCUUUAAUCUUUUUAAACAAGAGAACAUUCUUUCCAGAGUAGCGGUUGAAACCAGUAAAGUACAAAAUGUGCUCAAUAAAUUAAACAUAUUAGGAUAUAUUAUGAUAUUAAAUUCUUUAAUUGCAUCUAGCCUUGAUUUAGGUUUGUUUGAAAUUCUUUCUAGUUUGAUUUUCCAUUACAUUAUAGUAUUUACAUUUAGAAUAUUACAUUAUAGUGCAUACCUAAUAUAUAAUAUAAGCAAAAAAAAAAGCUAAUGGGUGGUAUUUGAUCCCCCCACAUUCUCCUCCCUUGUAUACACCACUGCUGCCGGGAUCGCUUGCUCAGACCGUUUUAAUCAAAAAUAACCCUAGAUUUGUUAUGCAAAACCUCAUCGGACAAAUAUUAGGGAAAAGUGAAAAAGCAUUUUGGGUGCACCUAGAGACUUAGCGGGGUCACUAUGGUUUGAACAUUUGUAACUCUAAAUGAUGGACUUAAUCUGACUUCAAUAAAAAAAACUUUGUUAUCAAAAUACCAAAAACUACAAAUCAUAGAAAUAAUAAAAACGACCACAUUUUGGAUUAAUUACAAAAAAUGCUGUUUCAAGAUUUAUGUACAAUAAUUAUAUAAGUAUAAUAGGUAAGUUUUGAUUAUACCAAUGGAUUUAGCAUUAAAAAUCACACAUUUUAGAAAAAAGAAUUUAAAAAUGUUUAAUUCUCACUAAAAAAUACGCGAAACAGAAAACCCGAAUUUCAUGAAGUUUCCCCCCCAUAACUUCCAAAUGAAGUUCGUCCGACUUUUUUUUUUAGAUUGUUAAUGUACUAACAAAAAAACACAUUUUGAAAUGAAUAAUGAGGAAAAUCAAUUUGGGUUGUAAACUAGAUUUAUACCUUAAUUUGAUUAUGAUCUCAAUUCUAAUACCGAUUAUGAUUUCUGAUAAAAAUGAAAAUAACCAAAGAGGUAGGACAUGACGUGAUUUCCGGGCUAUAUUGAACUCCUAGUAAUUAUAAUACGUGUUAUCUUUAUUGACGUGUUAUCAAUUCAAUAGUAAAACUUUUUUAACAUCAAUUGUAUAAACGAACCGAAAAAAAUAAUAUCUAUUUUAAUAUUUUGUAGACUAGAAAGUAGAAACUUUUACCGACCAAUAAUUAAUAGUAAACAUAAUCCUUAAAUUAAAUAUAAUACAAUUGCAGUAAUGUAAUUUAUGCAUUCCAAUUUUUGUUUUUAGGCUGAAAAUAUAUUUUAUUUGAAAGUAAUUGCAAUUAUUAUUUUUCACUGAAACUAAAUUUUAAUCUUGAAUAAAUAGGUCUUUUUAAUAUUUUAAGAUGUAUGCGGCCAAUGGAUUAUAUAUUGUACAAGGCGAGCUGUCAGCUUUGAUUUCUGCACUGAAAAGAGAUCACAACUCUUAUCAAGUAAAUUUUAAACUAUUCAACAUAAUGUUUAAAUUGAACAUAUAUAAUUAUAUAAAUAAAAACCAUAUUCAAGUAAUCUAUAAGAAUUAAAAAUUAAAUUUAAAUAUUUGUUUUAAUUAUUAUUUACACAUUUAAAUCAUAAGUAAAUGUGUAUCUGUUCAAUUAUUUAUAUAAAGUUCAGUUAUUUUCAUUAAUUAACAUUUAUUUUACAGGAUGAAGAAAGAUAUUCACCAUGUAAAAGGUUAUUCAAAUUACGGGAUGCUGUUAAUCAAGUGGAAGACUUAAUGUCUCUUAAUUUUGAUAGCGUUUUGGGUAACAUAUUUGCUGAAUACUUAUUAUUAUUUUUAUUAAUACAAUUUUAUAAUUAGAACCAUUUUUGGAAGUGAUUCGCUGUGAAGAAAUUACCGGUCCUGUAACAAGCCUUUCAUUGAUGUCAAUUUAUAAAUUUAUAAAUUAUGGACUAAUAAAAAAGUGUAAUUACAACUUAUUAGUUAUUUAAUUUACUUUUAUUUAAAUUUAAUAUUGUUUAGGUGUUCCUGAGUCAAAACUAUUGACAACUGUAGAAGAUAUUGCAGAUGCCAUUAUUCAUACUAGAAUUUUUGGGACUGAAAAAACUAGUGAUGCUAUAGUAUUAAUGAAAAUAUUACAAGUUUUAUAUUGUUUGAUGAUGUCUCCUGAAGGAGAAUAUCUUCCAAAUGAGAGUGUUUGCGAAAUAAUGAUGAGCUGUUUUCGUUUUUGUUUUCAAGUUAGACUGAGUGGUAUGUAAACUAUUAUAUUGACCAAAUAUUAAGGUUUAUUUGUUUUUUAUUAUGUGUAUAGAAUCUGUACGUUCUUAUGCUGAGCACUGCUUGAAAGAUAUUAUAAAACUUCUUUUCUCAAGAUUAGUUACAUUAAGUAAAGAACAAGGAAAUUCUUCCAAAGUUUGUUAAACCAAUUUAAAUACUAAUAAUAAGAAAUUAUAGAAAAUUUAAAUUAUUUUUUUAAUUCUACAGAAGUUAGGCCUUAAUAUGAAGAAUUAUGGUGAUUCUCUAAGUAAUUGUAAUGACGAUGAGGAAAAUACAGAAGAGAUAGUUAACUCAAAUGAGGAAACAAAAUUACCUGUUGUUGCAACUUUACCCGAGGUAAAUUAAUUCUAUAUUAUUUUAAUCAAAUAAAAAAAUGUUUUUUUUUUAAAUAAUGUUUAAUUCACUUUGCAUUGUAUUGGGUUUCUAUAUUACUCGUAGACAUUACUAGUGAUAUAUUUUGUAUACUAUAUGUUAAGAUUAUAAUAUUUAUUAUAAAAUAUAAAUGUUCUUAAUAAUAUUUUAGUUUUUAAAUUUAUCUAUGAGUUUUUAAACUCUAAAUUGAAUGUAAUGCCAUAAUUUAAAUUCUGGUGAUAAAAUUUUUCUAUUAAAUAGAUAACAAGUAUGUCUGGGUGUGGUACAUUUUAAAAUUUACCUUCUAUUCAAUUUAUUUAAAAAUAAUCUAUUUUAAUAUGGUAAAUUUAAUUCUAGGUCUAUUCUAUAUUUGUUUGAAUAACCAUUUAAAUACUAAAUUUUUAAAAUAAAAUAUAAAUUAUUUUAGGUAUUUAGUUAAAAGUAAUUUCUUAUAAAAUAUUAAUUAAAACUUAAUUGUUUUAAAUAUUAGUGCGAUGUCAAUGCUAUCACUGAACCUACGGAGUUAGGUGUAGGAAUUGAAAGAGAACCUUCUCCAUACUGUGAAAUGUUGACGGAAGAAUUACCAUUAUUAAAAAAUGGUAAACUAUGAUUGACAAAAAAAUAAACUUUCUAUUAUUUUUAACUUUUUUCUAAUAAAUUAUUAUUUAAAAGAAAAUGUAACAGAUUUGAAUGAUGAAAAUCAUGUAGUAGAUGAAAAUAAAAAGGAAUAUGUGAAUGGUCAAGGUGUAAGAUUUACAACCCAAAUACCUAUACCAUAUACUAGUAAGUAAAUUUAUUUUACUUGCAAAUUUUUUGAUUUUAAGUUAUCUGUUUAUCUUCUUAUUAUUCAUAAAUGUGUGUACUACUGUUAUAUGUAUAUUGUGCUUUUAGGAGUUCCGUAUAACAGUGGCUGUGUAUUAGAGCUCAUUAAGUUUCUAGUAGAUUCUUGUGAUCAACAGAAUCAACAUAAUACUGAAGUAAUGAUUGGUGUUGGGCUCAAUCUUUUGAUUAUAGCUUUUGAAGUUGGUGCAAAUGCCAUUAAAUGUCAUACCAACAUGCAUUCCAUUAUAAAAGAUCAACUAUGUCGUAAUAUACUUUCUGUAUGUAUAAUGUACAUUAAUUAAAAUUAAAAUUUGGUUUUAUGUAUUAGUUAUUAAAAAUGUAUUUAUAUUUAUUUAGCUAUUAUCUUAUGAGAAAAUGCCAAUAUUCAGUUCUAGUCUUCGACUUGCUUUUUUAGUGUUUGAAUCAAUGCGUCAGCAUUUAAAAUUUCAACUGGAAUAUUAUAUGUCAAGUUUAAUAAACAUUGUCGUUAAUGAAAAUUCUAAAAUUCCAUAUGGCAAAAAAGAAAUGGCUCUAAGUAUAUUUUAUCAUUAUAAUUAAAUUAUUAUCAAAAAUAUUGUUUAGUUUUAACAUAUAUAUUUGUUUUGUUGUUGCUGUAGAAUGCCUUGUUCAACUAUGGAAGAUUCCAGGUUUAGUUACCGAACUUUAUUUGAAUUAUGACUGUGGACUUUAUUGUUCAGAUAUAUAUGAAGAUAUCACUAAACUUUUAUCAAAAGUAAGUUAAUCAAAUAAAGUUGCACUUUUAACAAAUUCUAUUUCAUUUAAUUAACACAAUUUGUGUUUAAUAUAUCUGUUGUAGAAUGUUUUUCCAUUCAAUGAUAUUUAUAGUACCCAUUUAUUAUCAAUGGAUGCUCUUUUAGCUGUAGUUGAUUCUAUUGAACGACAUUGUCAUAAUCGCACUCAAUUCACUCAAAAAUCAGAAAGUAGUUCAACUUAUGAUGGUAAAAUUUAAAUAUUAUUCCAUGUUAUGAUUUUAUUAUAUUUUAUAUAUUAUAUGGUUUUAGUUUCUGAAGAUCAAAAAUCAGAUUCUGAAAUUCAAUUUGAGCGGUGGCAACCAGACUUUUCAAUUAAUAUACCAAGCCAUGAAGAAUUAAUGGCCAUCAAGAGAAAAAAAAAGGUUUAAAAUAAAGCUGUAUACUUAUUUACAUUUAAACUGGGUGUAUAAUUUAAUAUUAUUGAUCAAUCUUUAAAUGGUUUAAAUUAUUUAAUUGUAUAUUUCUAGUUUCUACUAAAAUACAUUGUCCCAUACAGAAUAUUAAAAAAAAUAUGUUAAUAUUUUUUAGUUACUUACCUCUGGUACAGAAAAAUUUAAUACAAAACCAAAGAAAGGAAUAGAAUUUUUACAAGAACAUGGUCUUUUAUCAACGCCAUUAAACCCAGUCGAAAUUGCUAUGUUUCUUAAAGAGAAUCCUCUAUUAGAUAAAAAAAUGAUUGGAGAAUAUAUUAGCAAUAGAAACAAUGUAGAUGUUCUAAACAGCUUCAUUAAGUAUGUAUAAUUACCAAAACUGUGUUAUUUAAUAUUAUAUAAUUAAUAAUAAAUCUUCUUUUAAAAAGUUCUUUUGAUUUAAAUGGUACUCGUGUUGAUGAAGCAUUAAGGAUGUAUCUUGAAGCAUUUCGAUUACCUGGAGAGUCUCCUCUAAUUUCAUUUGUCUUAGAACCAUUCACAGAAUAUUGGCAUGUAAGUUAUAAAUAUUGAUAUAUUUUGUUUAAUAGUUCAAAACAUUGAAUCUGUAAAUUUUAGAAAUGUAAUAGUGAACCUUUUGCAAACGCUGAAUGUGCAUUUUUGUUAGCCUAUGCAAUUAUUAUGCUAAAUGUUGACCAACACAAUCAAAAUGUUAGACGAAUAGAUCAACCUAUGACAACUGAUGCAUUUAAACGAAAUUUAAAAAAACUGAAUGGCGGUGAAGAUUUUGAUCAAACAAUGUUGGAAGAAAUUUACAAAGACAUAAAGUAAAAUUAACAAUUUUAAUUUUGUUAACUAUAACUAUCAAAACUUAUUUUUUAGAUCAAAAGAAAUUGUUAUGCCUGCAGAACAUAGUGGUGCUGUUUUAGAAAAUUAUUUAUGGAAAGUAUUAUUACGGCGUGCAGCAAGUAAAGAUGGUUCUUACAUUCAAGCACCGAGUGGAGUUUUUGAUCAUGAAUUGUUUUCUAUUUGUUGGGGUCCUACUUUGGCCGCAUUGAGUUUCAUAUUUGAUAAAUCUAAUCAUCAAGCAAUUUACACAAGAACUAUCUUUGGUCUUAGGUAACAUUCAGUUUAAUGUGUGUUAUAAAGAAAUAAACGUGUAAACAAAUAUUAUAUGAUUUAAAAAUUUAAAUAAUACUAAGCCAUGAGUAUUAAUUUUUUUUUUCUUUGUGACAGUUUGGAAAAAUAAAAUAUUUCAAAUCAUAUAGUAUUUAUUUAUAUAUUGUUAUUAAGUAAUAAUCAAUAUAAUUAUUUUUUUUAUUUAAUUUUUACGUUAUUAAAAGGUACUUGUAGUUAAUUAUCGCAACAUUAUUGCAGACUAACUUAUUAAUCUAUACUUGGUUCCCACAACAAACUAAGAUAGUAUGGCUUGGUAAUAGAACCAAUAUUUGUGGACUUCUGGUCCAAGUUUCAAUACAGAGUUUUCGUGGGGGGAAACAGAACCUCAAGCUCUAAAAACCCAUAAAAACCAUCGCUAAAAUUAUUCAUGAAUCAUGCAUACAAUUUUACUUAUCCUAAAACUGUUAUUCACAUUUAAAAUAUAGAACUAUUAUGUAGAAUAUUAUCUAUUAUCGGAUACAGAAACAUAUAGAAACAGCUCAUAAACAUCUCAAUAGUUAUCUGAUUGAGCUUAUGUAGCAAGAAUCACACAUCAGUUCAUUUAUUAGAAUUAGUAUAACAUUGGUUACUACAUAAAACAUAUUAGGAUUAUAUACAACAGUUUAUACUAUAUUUUAUUUUUAAACUGUUAUUCAUCUACUAUGUUUACCAAUUGAAAAUGUAUUUUUCUUUAUAAUUAUUUAUCUACAUUAUUUUAUGCUAUAUCUAUUUAUCAUAAUUCUGUCAAAUUAUAUGUAAUUUAAUAAUAGCAUGACAAUAGUUAAUAAUAAAACGGGUAGUCACUAUCACUGACAUUUGAUUAUCGUGGUAGUCUCAAUAACUGACAAGUACCAAUCAAAAGAAGAAGUAUUAGUUAUUUUCAUGUACACUUAUAUAUUAUAUUUUAGAAAAUGUGCAUUUAUUUGUGCUCAUUAUGGGAUGUGUGCUGAAUUUGACAGUUUAAUCAUGUCAUUGUGCAAAUUUACCAAUUUACAGAACAACUCAGAUGUAAGUUUAUUAUCUAUAAUUUUAUGUAAUUCAAAAUAUUACAUAAUACAAAUUAUUAUUAUAUAAACAUUUUUAUAAAAAAUUAUUUAUAAUUAAAAUGGUUUUUUUAAAAAAUCUGAAUAUUACUCAUUUGUGGCUUAAUAGAUAAAUAAAAUAUUGUGUGGUUUAUAAUUUGAUUAUCCUUUAAAUUUAGUGUCCAGAAAAUGUUACAAUACUAUUUGGAAGUAACCCAAAAACUCGUUUGGCUACACGCACUCUUUUUAGUCUAACUCAUAUGUACGGUGAUAUCAUCCGAGAGGGUUGGUCGAGUAUAUUUAACAUAAUUUUACAAUUAUAUAAAUGCAAUCUGUUGCCGACUAUUUUAGUUGAGGUAUAUCAUACUUAUUAUUUUUUAUAUAUUCAAAAUUACAAUUAUUAUAUUUUUCCAGUCUGAAGAUUUUCUUGAACUAAGUGGUAAAGUAUCAUUGAUACGCGAAGCAGUGCCUCCUGGGUCACAGAAAUCAGAAUCCAGUUUGUUCAGCUCACUUUACUCUUAUAUAACUUCUGGCGGUGGUAAGCUUAAACAUUAUCAGAUUUAUUAAUUGAAGUUAAAAAUUCAUGAUUUAAUUUAAUAAAUAUAUAUAGAGACUAUUAAUCAUAAAAUACAGACAUCAAACGAAGCAGAAUUAAUUAAUACAUCUAGAGAUUGUAUAUCUGAAAGUCGAUUAGAAAGUCUAAUUACAGAAUCUAAGUUUCUUACUAUAGAAUCAUUAGAGGCUCUAGUUAAAGUAAGUUUAUCAGUAUAUAAGUAGAUUUUCACUAAACAUUUUGUAACAUUUGUUAUUUAGGCAUUAAUUGGUACAUUUUAUAAACCAGAAGGCGUAUUAGCACUUGGGUCUCGAGAAAACGAAAACUCGGCUAGUUUCUUAUUAGAAAUGCUUCUUAAAAUAGUUUUACAAAACAGGUGAGAAUGUGAGAAUUGCUUUGUUCAAAAAAUGAAUUAUGUUUAUAAAUUAACUUAACGUAAUAAUCACAGAGACAGAGUUAACACCAUAUGGGAAGCAGUUAAGCAACACCUAUACAAUCUUAUAACAGGUGCUGUAGAUCAUAAUCACAAGUUUCUUUUGGAGCGCACUGUUGUUGGAUUAAUGAGGUUGGCAUCCCGACUUAUGAGACGCGAAGAAAUAAGUUCAAUGGUAAACUUUUUACACCAGUUUCUUUUUAACUUUUUAAUUGUCCAUUUUUUAUUUUGUAAUCUCAUUUAGGUAUUACAAUCAUUAAAUGUCCUACUAUUACUCAAUGCAGAUGCUUUACUAGUAGUGGGCCGUCAAAUAGCUUUUGGAAUGUAUGAAUUAUUAAAAAUGUGUGCUGCAAAUAUUCAUACCAGAGACGAUUGGACAUUAAUUUUCUCUAUUCUAGAAUAUGUCGGUGCUGGAAUUACUGUAUCUAAAGGCCACAAUAUAGGUACGGCAUAUAUUCUAUUUAACCUGUCACCACUCACAUGUGUUUUGACGCUGCAUUUAUUUGUGUAGGAUUAAAAUUUACCUCGUGAUUUUUUGUACACCAUUAGUAGAAACUGUUUAUUAUGAAACUGGUUAUAGUCACAAACUAGGUUUAAUGACGUUUAAUUAAAGGUCCCAACAAUACUUUUAUAUUGGAAUAAUCCUAUGUUUUAAUUUGUAAAAACCAGCAGACAACUAAUAAAUAAUAACAAUACUACUAAUAAGCAAUUAUCGAAUUGCAUUAGAUUACCACAAUGAAGAGAAUGAAAAUAAUUCCAAAAAUAACUUAAAAUAUAUUCCCAUAUGUUAUCAGAAGAUACUAAAUGUUAUAUACACAAUACUAUAAGAUUGGUUUCAAAUGUACAUUUCAAGUUUGUUCGGGAUAAAUAUUUACACCGUGCGAGUGGUGAUAGAUUAAAAGUUUAAUAUAUUUUCCAAUUAACAAAUAUAAUUUUAUAGAUAAUCGAUCUGAUAAUGAGGUUGUAAGUGUGAGUGAUAGUAAUGAUGAUAGCGGUUUAGAUGUCAAAUCAAUUAAUAAUAUUUCUACACCUUCAUCUUCGCCACUAGAUGGUAAAUCAGAGUGGUUAAAGGUAAUAUUAUAAUCAUUUAUUAUAGGCACACAAAAUAUAGUAAGUAUUUCCAAUGAUUAAUAUUUUAAUAUAGAUUGAAUCAAAUGAAGGGGUAUUAGAAAUUUGGCCAGAGUGUUUACCAUUUAAACGCCAUGACGCUUUUUCAUUUGUCAAAUGCUGUGAAUGUCUGGCAUUUUUGGUGCGUAAUAUCGCUCAUAUUACUCCAUAUAAUUUUACUAAAUGUGUUUCUGUCAUAAAAAAUUUUGCACGGGCCAGUUUACAAACAAGUAUGAAGAGUUUUCAGUGUUUUAGUGUUAUACAAUUUUUAAACUUUUGUAGUCAUAUGUUCAAAUAUAUUUAUUAUAGAAGAAAAAAAUAUACGACCAAAAUUUAGUGAUAAAUCAAACAAAAAUAAAGCGUACAACCCAUAUGAUGCUGAUGAUAGUGAUCCGGAAGACAUUCCGAGUAGUUAUACACAGGUCUCUAUCCAGGUAUUUCUUUCAUCCAUAAUUUAAUAUGCUGAAUACGUAUAUUAUACUUGAUCACACAAUAAUUCAAAAAUGGUUUCUUUAGUUGCUGGACCUUAUGCACACGUUGCACACAAGUACAGCGGACAUAUACCGAUGGUGGGCAGAAGAAAACCCAGACACAGAGCUUAUAUCAUUAUGGAACCAUGGGUGGUGCCCCUUACUUCAAGGCAUAGCUAGUCUAUGCUGUGAUUGCCGUCGUGAUGUAACUUAACUCAAUUAUAUUUCACACAAUUUUAUUUGUAUACAUUUGUAAUUGUACCUAGGUAAGAAUGAGCGCUAUUACAUACUUACAACGUGCUCUUCUAAUGCAUGACUUGGCCACUCUAAACAGUGAUGAAUGGGAAGCAUGCUUUCGGAAAGUAUUGUUCCCUUUAAUGAAUAAACUCUUAGAGUGUAGUAUGAACAUUGAUCCAAGUGGCUUAGAUGAAACUAAAAUGCGAUCUACCACAUUAUUGUCAAAGGUUGUUACAGUUUUCUCUUAACUAUUGAAUAUUUUUCUAUUGAUAAUAAAUCAAACACCUAUACUUUAAUGGAAUAUGUACAUUUUACUAUAGGUAUUUUUACAUCAUUUGACUCAGCUUCAAUCGUUACCGACAUUUGUAGAUCUAUGGAUAACUGUUCUCGAACUGAUGCAAAAGUUUAUGAUAUCUGAUAAUAGUGAUACUUUGGUAUAAAAUUCAAAAUCAAUAAUAAUAUAUUUCUUAGACUGUUUUUUUUCUUUUUAUUAUUAUUAUUUUAAUUAUUUCAAUAUUUAUAUUAACAGAGUGAAGCUAUUCCAGAAACACUGAAAAAUAUGUUAUUAGUAAUGUUAAAUGGAAAAGCUAACAGUAAAGAAGAAUUACAUAGUAAGCAGAUUUUCUGGGAUGCCACUUGGACUAAAGUAAAUACAUUUUUGCCUCAAAUGUCAAAUGAGUUAAUUCAACAUCAUAAUAGCAGACAAGUCACCGACCAAGACCACAGUAAUUAAUAAAAUAAAUAUUCAUCUUUCAAAACCGUUAAUUUACAACAAUUUUUAAUUAUUUUAUUAGACUGUCAACUAUCAAAUGCCACUUCAGAUUUACCUGAUGUAACAGCCAUUCCUCUAGUACCAUUUGCACCAGGUGUUGUUAUGCCUCUUGAAUCGCCAAAUCCUUUAAAAGUAACACAGGAUGCUAUAAAUCAUCAAACUAUAUCUAAUCCGAUACUUUAUCAAAACAAUGAUCAAAGCAGUUUAAUAGGUAUUCAGAAUUUUGACAAUCAGACUCUAUAUAUCGAGUAAAUAAAUAUAUUACUUAUUACUAUUUUACAUAACCAUUGAUUUUCAAUGCAAAAAACCUAAUCAGCUUUUCACUUUAAUCAUUUGUCUUAUUUAGGGAUGAUUCCAAUGACGAAUUAAUUGCAGUUAUUACAACGGUUCCAAUAUCUCAGCCUUACAUACCACCAAUUAAGAGUGAAGAAACAGAAAAUUGUUAGUAAAAAUAAUUAGUUAAACAUGAAAAUUAUUUUUCCACUAUACAAUGAUUAAAAGGGGAAAAUAAUUUUAUGGAAAUUAAUGUUUAUAGUAUUUCUUAUUCAGUGAUUAUAGGUAUAUUACAUAAUAUAAUAUAUAAUAAUAGUGAGAGUUAUUUAUUUUUCAGGUAAUAGCCAAACCAGUUGUCAACCAGCCGAAACACAGAAUUAAAACAAUAUCGUACUGUUAUAUCCUUAUUCAUUUUAUGUUAUACAUGUCAUUUAUUU